GCACUACAGCCAAUACUCUCAGACUGGAUUAAGCCGCUACUGUAGCACACUAUCAAGUAAUAAAUGGCCCAGCAGCAAUGUGUUUCUCAAACAGCACUACCAGUCUUACUAUCACACUCGAGCAAUGGGACUGGCCAGGCCCUUGCAGACCUUUCAAACACCAUCAGAGAAGAAGCUCUACUCCAUCCCGUCAAUGUUAACCUAUCUGCCCGUAAAAUUGUCCAAUUGCCACCAGAGAUAGGGCUUUUAAUUGAUCUUGAAAGGAUUGGACUGAAUAACAAUAUGCUAACCACCUUGCCUCCCGAGUUUGGUCGUCUUGGUGCUUUACGGUAUUUGAAUCUUCGCUCAAAUCUACUUCGUGAAUUCCCUUUGCCAUUUUAAUUUGCCAGAUCUCAGUAAAAAUAAGAUUGAAAGAUUUCCAACCCAUCCAGGUGCUCUGAUAAAUCUUCGAGUUCUGAGUAUUUCAAGAAACAGAGUACAGAUGCUUCCAAAAUAUGUUGCAUCGAUGAAACUAUUGCAUAUUCUCAAGCUUGAUCAUAACCCCUUUGUUUGGCCUCCGUCCAAACUGAUGGCAUGUGUUGAUGAAAAAAAUAAGGCCGAGUGGCUUGAAAAUAUACGCUUAUUUCUUUUAAAAGAAGAUCCUCCUGCACACCUGUUGAUGCAAAAUGCAGCAUCUCGUAGUAUGGUGACCCCUGGUUUGUCCAGUACGCAACCACCUAGCUCUACAACUCCAUCAUUAAACCAGAUAUUUGAUCACCAUACUAGCGAAU
Molecule: messenger RNA, 770 nt
Organism: Batrachochytrium dendrobatidis JAM81
Lineage: Eukaryota; Fungi; Chytridiomycota; Chytridiomycetes; Rhizophydiales
Exons: 6
Coding region: 64-381 (105 amino acids)
Molecular function (GO): protein binding
Source: RefSeq, a predicted model, not a curated record